AUGUCAAGCGAAAACGUCGUUCAAGUGACUUCACCCGAACAUUUCAAAACUCUCCUUUCAACAGAUUUGAACAGAGUAUCGUGUCUCAAUUUCUGGGCACCAUGGGCGGAACCAUGCAAAGCUUUCAAUCAAUCCAUAGAAGAGAAAUCUAAACAAUUCCCUCAAGUGUUAUUCUUAAAUAUUGAAGCUGAGGAAUUAUCAGAUAUAUCAGAAUCAUUUGAUAUAGAAGCCGUCCCUUCAUUCCUUCUCAUACGUGGUCACACAUUAUUGGCUAGACAUUCAGGUUCCGACGUUUUGUUAUUAGUUUCAUUAUUACAACAACAUUCUGGAUCAUCUUCGACUUCGACAUCAUCUACAUCUUCAUCAACGACACCUUUAGCCACAUCAAACGUAGUACCUCAAGCACCAAAUUCUGCUGAACCCAAACCAAGAACAGAAGAAGAAAUAAUCAAAAGAUGUCAUGAAUUGAUGAAUAAACAUAAAGUAGUUUUGUUCAUGAAAGGUAAUCCAACUUCACCCAAAUGUGGAUUUUCAAGACAGACUGUUGGUCUAUUGAGAGAACAAGGUGUUGAAUUCGCUUGGUUUGAUAUCUUGUCCGAUGAGGAAGUAAGGCAAGGUUUGAAGAAAGUAAAUGACUGGCCUACUUUCCCUCAAAUCAUAGUACGUGGUGAACUUGUUGGCGGACUUGAUAUCGUUAGAGAAAUGGUUGAAAACGGAGAAUUCCAAGAAAUCUUAGAAGGUGAAGAAGGUAUGGAUGAGAAAUGA
This is a messenger RNA of Kwoniella shivajii, 765 nucleotides long. Its product is annotated as Grx4 family monothiol glutaredoxin. Gene Ontology annotation, cellular component: nucleus; cytosol. Gene Ontology annotation, molecular function: 2 iron, 2 sulfur cluster binding. Lineage: Eukaryota; Fungi; Basidiomycota; Tremellomycetes; Tremellales; Cryptococcaceae. Gene Ontology annotation, biological process: intracellular iron ion homeostasis. The coding region runs from base 1 to 765 and encodes 254 amino acids. The record is from RefSeq and is a predicted model, not a curated record. The transcript has 4 exons.